GCGUGGAUGCAACGCCUGGAUGUGCAUGGGGAAAUUUGCUUUUUUUAUGACUGUUUACUCCUGUUGUGUCUCUCUGGACCCUCUUCUGACUGACUCUCUGGAGCAAAGCGGCUCUUCUGUGCAGGAAUGAGGAAGCUCAGGCUGGACAUUCAGUCUGUGUAAUAUUAAAGUGGAUGCCGAUUAACAUCAUGACCCACCGGCAUGACAUCGACACUGCUUGCUGACACGGUGCAGCAAAGGAUGCUGGGAAACACCAAGCGUUUUUUUGGCAGCACCGAGGACAAAGAGGGCGAGGAUGAAGAGGAAGAGGAGGAGCGAUUGAAGAGAGCAAAACAAAAUGGGAUGAUUGAAAUGGGGGAAAAGGAGCACCAGAACCGGGCCGGACGCAAGGUGGACGGGUCCAAACCGGCGGCCGUCGUGAUUGGCUGGCAGAGAGGAGAGAGACAGCCGAGAGCUGUAAACUCCGCCCAAAGAGGAAUCCCGCAUUUGCCCAGUCAGCCAACUCUUUAUCAUCAGACCACCAAUCAGCCACAGUAUCACCCGGUGUUGACCAAUCAGCAGGUCCGACGGCGUCUCAUGGAGCGCAGCAUGACCACAGUCACACCUGUCGAAGACUCGCACCUGGCCGUCAUCGUGUUCCGCAUCGGCAUACCUGACAUCAAACAAACGAAGUGUUUGCGGUUUGAUCCCGACUCAAGCGUUUGGAGUGCGAAGCAGCAGAUUAUUUGUUCUCUCAGUGAGUCGUUGUGGGACGUUUACAAUUACGGCCUCUUCCAGCCAGCUGGAGACGGACGAGACGCCAAGUUCCUGGAGGAGGAGCGUCUGCUGCGAGAGUUCGCCCAGUCUCUGGAGAAAGGGGUGCCCUACCUGGAGUUCAGAUAUAAGACACGGGUCUACAAACAGACAAACUUGGAUGAGAAACAACUAGCGAAGCUGCACACUAAGGCCAAUAUGAAGAAGUUUCUGGAUUAUGUUCAUGGUGGAGCUGUUGAAAAGUUGAGUAAAGCACUGGAGAAAGGACUGGAUCCAAACUAUCACGACACGGAAAGCGGAGAGACUCCUCUGACUCUGGCGGUUCAGGGGAAUCUCAGCGUGGAAGGGAUUCGUGUUCUGGUGCUGAACGGAGCUCACGUGGAUUUCAGAUCCAGAGAUGGAUUUACACCUCUUCAUAAAGCAGUCAGAGCACACAACCAGGCUGCACUCAUGGCGCUGCUGUCUUUGGGUGCAUCUCCGGAUUAUCGCGACCGCUGUGGGCUGACUGCGCUGUACCACUCGGUGCUGACAGGGGGCGACACGUCCUGCUGCGAAACCCUGCUGUACUACAGAGCUCGACUGGGCAUCCGAGAUGAGAACGGCUGGGACGAGUCACACCAGGCUUGUCAACAUGGAUUUGCCCAACAUUUGGAGCAUCUUCUGUUCUACGGUGCAGACACCACUUCCCAGAAUGCAUCCGGAAACACUGCCCUCCACAUAUCUGCCCUUUACAACAAGGAGAGCUGCGUCCGGGUCCUUCUUUACCGAGGAGCCAGUAAGGAGAUGAAGAACAAACAUGGCCACACCCCCUUCCAGGUUGCUGUGAUGUCUGGGCAUUUUGAGCUUGGAGAAAUCAUCAAAAAUCACAAUGACGCAGAUGUAGUUCCAUUUUUGGAAACUCCCAAAUAUGCUUCUCACUUUAUGGACGGUGCAUUGAAUCAGCCACUGUCGACGGGUCUUCAGCAUCCUCACCCGCUGCUCCGGGCUAAGAGCGAGAACACGAUGACCACCAUCAUGGACCCUGCAGUGAUACCCGCCGUUGCCAGUGUACCACCCGCUCAGACACAGCGCAGAGCCUCUUUUGCCAUGAGGAGCUCCAGCAGUCCCCGCGGAGCCCGAACUCGCUCCCCGUCCCGUGGAAGAGAAGGAGGAGAAACGGACGAGAAACACCACAAACAACGAGGCAGACAGGGAGGGGGUGGAGGUCAGAGGAAAAGACUCUACAGUGCUGUUCCAGGCCGUGUGUUUGUAGCGACACGUUCACACUCGGCUCACGGCGAGCGUGAGAUCAGCUUCAGCAAAGGAGACAAGGUCAAAGUGCUGAGUGUGGGUGAAGGAGGAUUCUGGGAGGGAACAGUGAAGGGCCGCACAGGAUGGUUUCCUGCUGAAUGUGUGGAAGAGGUGCUUCCUCAAAACCAGGAGCCACAAACAGAGAGCCGCAAUGAGAAGGCCAAGAGGAAACUGUUUCGUCAUUAUACAGUAGGAACAUACGAUGGCAUCGAAGUGCCCAGUGACUACAUCAUAAAGGAGAAAACUGUACUUCUGCAGAAGAAAGACAAUGAAGGCUUCGGUUUUGUACUCAGAGGGGCCAAAGCCCAGACUCCUGUGGAGGAGUUCAGCCCGACUCCAGCCUUUCCUGCUCUGCAGUACCUGGAGUCUGUGGACGAGGGAGGUGUCGCCUGGAGGUCCGGCCUGCGGAUGGGGGACUUCUUGAUUGAGGUGAAUGGGAUCAAUGUAGUCAAGGUGGGCCACAGGCAGGUGGUGAACAUGAUUCGCCAGGGAGGGAACAGUCUGAUGGUGAAGGUCGUCAUGGUAGCAAGAAAUCCAGAGAUGGAGGAAAUGCCUAAGAAGAAAGUUCCCCAGCAAAGUAAGCGGCUGACCCCUCCGGCUAUAGCGAUACGCUCCAAAUCCAUGACUUCAGAACUGGAGGAGAUGGCUGCCUCACCAUGGAAGAAGAAACCUGAUCACACUGAGAGCUCUCAAGCUCCGGAAAAGAAGAAGAGCGUCUAUCAAAUGGCCCUUAAUAAGCUAGACGAGAUUCUAGCCGCUGCUCAGCAGACAAUUAGCACAUCAGACUCUCAGGGUCAUAGAGGUCAUGGGGGCAAGAAGGAACGAAACAAGGGCUUUAACGCUAAUGAGCAAACUUUUGAACAAUCAGGUGUUGGCAUGAUGUCAUCAGGGUCUGGGUAUGGUUAUAACCAAGCCCAGUUUUCAUCAGGCCAUUCAACUCAACGUGCAAUGAUGAUGCGUCAGAAAUCCAUGGGAGUGACAGAAGAAGAGAGGGUGCAUCUCCAUCCUCCUACUAUGAAGCUGUCCCGUAGUCUUUCUGUGCCUGGACCUGAGGACAUUCCCCCUCCACCCGACACCUCAGCGCCUGAGCCGCCCCUGUCUGCAGGCGGCCACACAGACAGGAGAGCAGCACCUACUCAUUUUUAUGCUGUCCCUCCUUUGCCUCCAUCACACCACCUGCCUCAUAGCCAGACACAACACAAGGUCCCACCCAACCGCAGGGCUGAAACUGAUACCAGCAAGACGAGUGGAGCACGAAUGGGUGGCCUGAGGCGAGGCUAUAGCAAUGCCACGCCUCCUUCUGAUUUGGGCUCCAAACAGUCCACCGCACAGCGCAACCAAGCGCCAGCGGUGGCCAAGAUUGCCGGUCGGCAGGGUGGGAAAGGACUGUUGGUAAAGCAGCGGAAGGUGGAGGAGACAACGGGAAGAGAAAAGCUAGAGAAAAGCUCCAUUUCAAUUCCGACGAUUAUUGUUAAAGCACCGUCUACCAGCAGCUCUGGGCACAGUAGCCGUGCAAGCAGUGAAGAUACUGAACCAUCUCCUGAAAAUAAUGAAGAGCAGGAUGAGGGACAGCCUCAGAACCCGGUCAUGGCUCCGACGCCAGCUCCACCUCCACCACCUAUCAUCCCUGCGAAAAUGGAAACACUGGGCAAGAGCACAGCACAGCGGGAACGUGAACGCUUUCGUGAUUCCCGCCGGAGAAGCACCUCAUUCUACUACUCGUCUGAGGAGGACAUGUUAGAUGAGCAGGAGUCUGCUCAAACUUCACUAGAGGCUAGCACCUCUCCUCGCUUGCGCCCUUCCAAGUCUAUUGAUGAGGGAUUGAUCUCUGGUGAUGCCUUAAGCAUGCCGCCUGCAUUUGGGUUGCCGCAGUAUGCAUCAGCUACACCUCAUCAAGCCACUACCUUCAUCCACCCAUUGACAGGGAAAGUUCUAGACCCAACAAGCCCGCUUGGACUUGCGCUGGCAGCUCGCGAGCGAGCUCUGAAAGAUGACCGCCGUACACGUCGAGAUGAACGCCACUUCGGUCGACAGAUGUCCAGCACUGGAGCUUUUCCAUCUGCGGUCUCCACUCCAAACCAAAAGCCUGUUCCUCCGUUCUAUAUCUACCAAUCACACACCUCACUCUACCUUAGUGGUGCCUCUCCAACAACAGGUGGGCCAGUGGCACAGAGCCGGCCGCAGUCUCCUCGAUUGAUGCGACUGACUGGUGGUGGGACAGGGAGCUUGGAAUGGAAUGAGCAGAAUAUUGGAGAUAGAGAAGAUAGAGGGGCACCAAAGGUGCGCUUUACAGAAAAUCAAGCUGGACAGUAUCAGUCUCACCAUCAGGACAGGGACAACAGAGCCAAUCAGUACCACACUUACCUGCGGGAUCGAGAGAGGGAAGGGCACAAGAGGAUACCUCCCAAGCCUCCUCCCCGCAGGCAAUCCUUCCCAGGUAAGGAGAGUGAACUCAGUACUACUGACAAAAAUCCCACCAGCAAUUCCCAGGAAAACAGGGGAGGACAGAAGGUAGGGGAGACUGGAAUAGAAAAAGAGGGAGAGAAGAAUGCAAAGAGAGGGACACAUCUCGGGGUUGGAGAAGGUGGUGAUGUGAUGAUGCUUCCACCACCUGCUCCAUCUGUGGAUGUGGACGAUGAAUUUGUGUUUGCCGAACCCCUACCUCCUCCUAUACAGUUUGCAAAUGGAAUGGAAAUAGACACCCAAGGAGCAACAGAAUAUAAUCAACAACAACAGAAGGAGCUGUCAGGAUCUCAGCCACUCAAGGAGCAACAGUCUCUGCAAACACUUUCCAAACCCCCGCAAGACACCAUGUCCCUACCAGACAACACGCAAGCUGACUCACAGCAAGCACCCGUCCAUCCUUCUGCUGUGGUACAUCCAUAUCUUUUCCCACCAAAUCCUUUAAUUCCCCCUCCACAGCUGUGUCCUAAAAUACCUCCUGGAAACCCACCUCAUUCGCAACCCUCUGGCUAUUCCCAGCACCCAACCACCCAACCUUUACCCUCACCACAAGCGGGAGACUCUGCUGCUUCUAGUCUCACUUCUUAUGACAGUGAGGUGGCUAAUCUGACUCAGUCUGCUCUCUCCCCGUCCCUUCCAUCUCCUCAGAUUUUCCCUUCUUCCAGUUCCCCUUCUGCUCAAGCCACCUCAUCUGACCCUAUGUCGCUGCAUCGGCCUCUCCCACUUUUCUACCCUCAGCAAGGACACACUAAUGUUUCUAUGCCCUAUUCUACCAUGGCUGCAACUGCAGCCGUAAUGACUGUCACCACAACAAUGCCUUUAGAAAGUACAUCAGUUAUUGUAGGUGAUCGACUUCCUGCAGCACUUAAAGGACGUGAGUGGUCAGAGGCUGUGGUGGAUUCUGGGAUUGAGGAACUGGACAGUCACAGCAGCAGCGAUCACCACAUGGAAAACUAUGGAGAAAGAAGGGAACGAGAAGGAGGCCAAGUAAAACAGAGGGAGGGAAGACGGAGAGAAAGCAUGGAGAGUGGGCUAGUUGGGGAUGGAUUCAAAGGAGACAGAAGAGUGUCCCUGGAUUCAUCUCUUUCUCGCACAGAUAAAUUCCCUCCCAAACACAAACCACACAUACAUAAACCCAGACCUCCAAACCUGCCACAUAUGCACACUCACAAUAUGCCAAAAUAUCACUCACACACAGAGAAUGGCCGCCCUGGACCACAGCUACAGCGGCAGGCUAGCGCAGCUCCCAACAUGUAUAGGUCAAGGGAAGAGGAAGAGCAGGAACAGGAUAGAGGAGGUGACACUGCAGUGAAGAUUCCAGCAUUUAUGGAUCGUCGUCUGAACUCUCCUCUCUCCAAUGUCAAGGCCAGCAUUAUAAAUGAACUCAGCAGUAAACUACAACAUCUUGGUGGCUGGCAGGGUCAGGGACCACCACCAAAUCAUCGGUUUCCAGGUGAUCCCUCUGGCUGCGCACCUCUUCUCCCGGCUGCUGCACAGUCUCUCCAACACUCCUUCUCUCCAAACUUGCCCCCAAACUCUUUAACAUCUAACUGCCCCAAUGUGGCACUCAACCCAAACCCUGUACCAUCAUCUCCUCUUCCUCUAACAUCUCUAACCCCAGCUUUAACCCCGACCCCAUUACCUCUAACCCCAGCUCCACCUCCACUCAAAGACUGGACACCAUCAAAUUCGCCCAUUUCUUUUCCUCAUGGGAUUUUAUCCCCUCCAUCACUCCCCCAUGCUCCACUCUCUCCUCUUUCCCUGGCUCAUGCACCACUCUCUCCUCCAUCAUUACCUCAUCCACCCAUUUCUCCAAUAUCUCUUUCUCAUGCACCGCUUUCUCCUUCUGCUAUCUCCCAUCCACCACUUUCCCCAUCCUAUUCCCCCUACCCUUUAUCCCCGAAGCAUCGCUCUAAAUAUCGUGGUAAAGUUUCAGAAUUCCAGUUUUCUGGGCCAGAGCUGCGGCGUGCUGAAUCCCAUUCAUACACUCAGCGCCGCCGAGCUCCGAGUCCCCUAAUCUCCUGCUCGGACCACGUACAACCUGGACCUCCACGUCCAUCUUCGCUCCCUCUCUUUCCAUCCACAUCACUCUACGGCACUCCGUAUGAAAUGCAGCCCCCUUUAACCCCCCCACUGGCAGUCGCUCAUCCAUAUUCAGACCAUUUUUUCCCUCCAAAUUCUCCUCUUUUCUCACUUCCAUCUUCUGUGGUUCCUCAAAACCCCACGCUGGUUUCUGGUUCUCUCUCACCUACCAAUUUCCUGUCUGGAGGAUCCUCCCCUUCUUGUAUGGGUUACCCGCCCUUAACUCCGCCUCCACCCAAUCAACCUUUUGUGUCAAAACCCCUCCCCUACUGGAGCAAAUAUGAUGUUGCUGAUUGGCUGACUUACCUGAAUCUGGCAGAGCACCGGGAACGUUUUCUCGACAAUGAGAUCGACGGCUCUCAUCUGCCUUCUUUGACAAAAGAGGACUUCCUGGAUCUGGGUGUGAGUCGGGUUGGACACCGCAUGAAUAUUGAACGUGCGCUUAAGAGACUUACAGACAGGCUCUCCUCUGCUUUCUCUGUCUCCACUGUUUCUUCUGAAGGGCAGAACGAACGCAUGAGAGAUGAGGCAACUCAGAGCUAAGAGAGUAUUAGGGAGAACCAGAUAGAGGAUAGAAAGAAAGAAUGGGGUUAGACAAAAGCACUCGGGAUGAAAGGAAAGACUUCCACUGAAGGACAGAGAUGGGCAUGAUUGUGAUGGAGAUGUGCUAUGAAAUACUCGAACGCUCUCGCAGAUCGAACGCUAAAGUCAUCUUGAGCGUGUUUGUCGUCCAGACGGGCAGUUGACUUCAGCCAAUCAGAGACAGACAGAGAGAAUGUACUUCUCUUUUGGGGGGGGGGAUGACGAGAUCAAAAGAUGUAAUGACUUUUAGUAACAUAUUAUUAUAUUAAUACAAAUGAGGCUAAUGUGCGUAUUUUAGCGUCAUGACAUGCAGGCUUUUUGAUUCAUCUGAAAAUAUGAUGAUUAAAGUCAACAUGCAGUCAGAAGGGACCCCAUUUACUUUUUAAUAGUGUGUCGUUUCCAGGAAAAUUAAACAAUGUCAUAUUUAACCAUCCAGUCAGUUUGCAAAACACUGAUAUCUAACGCCCUGCCUUACGUUUUUUUUGUUUGUUUGUUUUUUAUCAUUGAAUGUACUGCACAAGAAAGCCAGAUGGGUUGCCGACUGCUUCAUGUUGACUUUAAGCUGUAAAAGCUCUAAAAAGAUGCCAUCAUAAUGACAAUAAUAACCAUAUAAUGAUUAAGUAUGUAAGUGUUUUAAUACCGUAAGCAGAAUCAGUCUUCCAAAGAUCAGAACACAAUGAAAGAACCCAUCGUUUAUAUUGCUUAAGUGCGCUCUUGUUAUGCUAUACAGAGACACACACCUGCACACCAAUACACACUCAAUGUGCGUGUGUGCAUGUGUGUGUUUUGUUAUGGCGGUGGUGGUUGUUUUAUAGGAGUAAAGCAUAACUCCAUUUCAUUUGAAAAUAUGUUUAAGGAAAUAGGAACAAAGAAUAUAUAUAUAUGUAUGUGUGCGUGUGUGAGUGUGUGUGUGGAAAUGUAUGCAGAAUUAAAGUAUAUAUAUAUAUAUAUAUAUAAA
Molecule: messenger RNA, 8128 nt
Organism: Danio aesculapii
Lineage: Eukaryota; Metazoa; Chordata; Actinopteri; Cypriniformes; Danionidae
Product: SH3 and multiple ankyrin repeat domains protein 1
Exons: 27
Coding region: 202-7131 (2309 amino acids)
Cellular component (GO): postsynaptic density; dendritic spine; postsynaptic membrane
Molecular function (GO): ionotropic glutamate receptor binding; synaptic receptor adaptor activity
Source: RefSeq, a predicted model, not a curated record